ACACAGCAUUUCUCAUCUCUUCCUCUCGACUACGACUGAACUGAAUCAUGUCUGGACGCGGAAAAGGAGCCGGCAAGACCAGAGCGAAGGCCAAGACCCGCUCCUCCAGGGCCGGGCUCCAGUUCCCCGUCGGCCGUGUCCACAGACAUCUGAGGAAGGGCAACUACGCCCAGCGUGUCGGUGCCGGAGCUCCGGUCUACCUGGCGGCGGUGCUCGAGUACCUGACCGCUGAGAUCCUGGAGCUGGCCGGUAACGCGGCCCGCGACAACAAGAAGACCAGGAUCAUCCCCCGUCACCUGCAGCUGGCUGUCCGCAACGACGAGGAGCUCAACAAGCUGCUGGGCGGAGUCACCAUCGCUCAGGGCGGCGUGCUGCCCAACAUCCAGGCGGUGCUGCUGCCCAAGAAGACAGAGAAGCCCGCGAAGAAGUGAAGACCCCCGGGACCGACUGACCAACACAACGGCUCUUUUAAGAGCCACACACCCUGAACCAGAGAGAAGCUGCUUCCUGCACUGAUAUUCAUAAUCAUACCAGACUUCUGCUCCAGUCUGUUAAUUAAAACAUAGAACAUACA
Messenger RNA from Scophthalmus maximus (turbot), 574 nucleotides. Its product is annotated as late histone H2A.L3. Bases 48 to 431 code for a protein of 127 amino acids. Gene Ontology annotation, cellular component: nucleosome. Lineage: Eukaryota; Metazoa; Chordata; Actinopteri; Pleuronectiformes; Scophthalmidae. Gene Ontology annotation, molecular function: structural constituent of chromatin; protein heterodimerization activity; DNA binding. The record is from RefSeq and is a predicted model, not a curated record. The transcript has a single exon.